Molecule: messenger RNA, 3246 nt
Organism: Argentina anserina (silverweed cinquefoil)
Lineage: Eukaryota; Viridiplantae; Streptophyta; Magnoliopsida; Rosales; Rosaceae
Exons: 22
Coding region: 11-3031 (1006 amino acids)
Biological process (GO): glycogen catabolic process
Cellular component (GO): cytoplasm
Molecular function (GO): glycogen phosphorylase activity; pyridoxal phosphate binding
Source: RefSeq, a predicted model, not a curated record
CAUUUCCACAAUGUCGAUUCUACCCUCGCCGCGCUUACUCACUCUCUCUAACCAACCAAACCUCCUCGCAUUCUCAACCGCCGCUCCUCCACUCCACUCCCUCCGCCGAUCACCGUCCUCCUCCGUCUCCUACGCCCCAACCAAUGCCUCCAAACCUCUCCGCACCUCCGCCACCUCAUCAUCCUCCUCCGUCACCGUGGAAAACUCCAACUCCGACUCCGAACCCUCCGCCGCGCCCGCCACGCUCUUCGUGAUCCGCGCCAGCAACCGCAUCGGCCUCCUCGGCAUCAUCACGCGCGUCUUCACCGUCCUCGGCCUCCGCGUCGACAAAGCCACCGUCGAAUUCGAAGGCGACUACUUCGUCAAGAAGUUCUUCGUCACCGACUCCACCGGCGCGAGGAUCGAGGACCGCGAGAGCCUCGACCGGAUCCAGAAGGCUCUGCUCGACGCCAUCGACGACUGCGGCGGGACCGUCUCGGCCGGGCCUACCACCACGAGAGGCGUCGUGGUCCGCAGGCCGGGUUUGGGCCUGGGCUCGGGCGAGCGCGGCGCCAAGGCCGAGAGGAUGUUCGGGUUGAUGGACGGGUUCUUGAAAAACGACCCGAUUAGUCUUCAGAAGGAUAUUCUCUACCACGUUGAGUACACCGUGGCCCGGUCAAGGUUUAGCUUUGACGAUUUCGAAGCCUAUCAGGCUUUAGCGCACAGUGUGAGGGAUCGGUUGAUUGAGAGAUCGCAUGAUACUCAGCUUUACUUCAAGAGGAAAGAUCCGAAGCGCGUGUAUUUCCUCUCGCUUGAGUUUCUUAUGGGUCGGUCAUUGUCAAAUAGUGUUAUCAACCUUGGCAUCCGAGACCAGUAUGCGGAGGCUUUGAGUCAGCUUGGCUUUGAGUUUGAAGUUCUGGCUGAGCAGGAAGGAGAUGCUGCUCUUGGUAAUGGCGGCCUAGCCCGUCUUUCUGCUUGCCAAAUGGACUCUAUGGCAACUUUGGAUUAUCCUGCAUGGGGUUAUGGACUACGGUACCAAUAUGGACUCUUUCGCCAGGUUAUACUAGAUGGCUUUCAGCAUGAACAACCUGACUUUUGGUUGAACUUUGGGAAUCCUUGGGAGACAGAGCGGGUUCAUGUAACAUAUCCAGUGAAGUUCUAUGGGACUGUUGAAGAGGAAAUCUUGAAUGGUAAAAAAUGUAAUGUUUGGAACCCUGGAGAAGUGGUAGAAGCUGUGGCUUAUGAUAAUCCUAUACCUGGUUAUGGAACUAGAAACACCAUUACUCUCCGCUUAUGGGCUGGAAAACCGAGUGAUCAACGUGAUAUGGAAGCUUUCAAUACGGGAGAUUACAUCAAUGCUGUUGUUUCGAGACAGAAAGCAGAAAAUAUUAGUAGUGUUUUGUACCCUGAUGAUCGUUCUUAUCAGGGGAAGGAACUGCGGUUAAAACAACAGUAUUUCUUUGUCUCAGCAUCCAUUCAAGACAUAAUGCGGAGAUUCAAAGAUGCUCAUAGUAAUUUUGAUGAAUUUCCAGAUAAGGUUUCUCUGCAGCUCAAUGAUACUCACCCAUCUCUUGCGAUAGCUGAGGUCAUGAGAGUGCUGGUUGAUGAAGAGCAUCUGGAAUGGAAUAAAGCUUGGGAUAUUGUUUGCAAACUCUUUUCUUUCACAAUACACGCAGUAAUUGCUGAAGGGUUGGAGAAAAUCCCUGUUGAUUUACUGGGCAGUCUUCUCCCACGCCAUUUACAAAUUAUAUAUGACAUCAACUUCAACUUUGUCGAAGAGUUGAAGAAGAGGAUUGGCUUAGAUUAUGAUCGUCUCUCUCGGAUGUCUAUUGUUGAGGAAGCUGCUGUUAAGACUAUCCGGAUGGCUAACCUGGCGGUUGUGUGUGCUCAUACUGUGAAUGGUGUAUCCCAAGUACAUUCAGAGUUAUUAAGAACAAAAUUGUUCAAGGAGUUCUAUGAACUGUGGCCUGAGAAAUUCCAAUGCAAGACAAAUGGCGUUACCCAGCGCCGAUGGAUUGUGGUGAGCAAUCCUAGCCUGUGCGCUCUUCUCUCAAAAUGGCUUGGAACUGAAGCAUGGAUCCGUAAUGUUGACCUUCUGACUGGCUUGCGAGAAUAUGCAGACGAUGCUAAUCUUCAACAAGAAUGGAUGAUGGUUAAGAAGGUUAACAAGAUGAGGCUUGCUGAGUACAUUGAAGCAAUGAGUGGUGUGAAGGUUAGUUUAGAUGCAAUGUUUGAUGUCCAGACAAAGAGAAUACACGAGUACAAAAGACAGUUGCUUAAUAUACUCGGCAUCAUCCAUCGAUAUGACUGCAUCAAGAACAUGGAUAAGAGUCAACGGAGCAAGGUUGUACCCCGUGUCUGCAUUAUUGGAGGAAAAGCUGCUCCUGGUUAUGAAGUUGCUAAGAAAAUUAUCAAACUUUGCCAUGCUGUAGCAGAAAAGAUAAAUAAUGAUAACGAUAUUGGGGAUCUUCUAAAGCUGGUUUUCAUUCCUGAUUAUAAUGUUUCUCUCGCUGAAGUGGUAAUACCAGGGGCUGACCUUUCACAGCACUUAAGCACUGCAGGACAUGAGGCUUCUGGAACUGGCAGCAUGAAAUUUCUCAUGAAUGGAUGCUUACUCUUGGCUACUGAAGAUGGGUCUACAGUUGAAAUUGUUGAAGAAAUAGGGGCAGAGAACUUGUUUUUGUUUGGCGCAAAGAUUCAUGAAGUUCCUGAAUUGCGUGAGAGAGGACCUGAUCAUAGCGUGCCACUACAAUGUGCACGGGUAUUAAGGCUGAUCCGAGAUGGUCAUUUUGGCUUUCAAGACUAUUUCCAAUCUCUAUGUGAUAGCGUGGAGGGCGAUGACUUCUAUCUGCUCAGUUCGGACUUUGGGAGCUAUUUAGAGGCACAGGCUGCUGCUGAUAAAGCAUUUGCCGAUCCAAAGAAGUGGACUAAAAUGAGCAUCCUCAGCACAGCUGGUUCUGGCCGAUUCAGCAGUGAUAGAACAAUCCGUGACUACGCUGAGAAGAAUUGGGGGAUCAAACCUUGCCGGUUCCCUUCUGAGUCAGAAGGCUAGCUCAACCUCACCCAAAUAAAUGCUAGUAGAAAAAUCUACAACUCAGUUAUCUCAUACUGCAAUCAAUAAUGAUGAAUAAGCAAAGGCUUCUCAUGCCAUAUCUGUUUCACUUAUCCAACCAAUUGUUGCAGUGAAAAGGGUAGAGAGUUCUCCUUCUCCCCAAUUGCUUCACUGUAUGGAGACAGCUUCCACAUCUGUAUAUAUAGUUCGUUUGC